Lepus europaeus (European hare) is the source of this 3613-nucleotide messenger RNA. It is a transcript of the gene PCDHGC4, whose product is annotated as protocadherin gamma subfamily C, 4. The coding region runs from base 99 to 2717 and encodes 872 amino acids. Gene Ontology annotation, biological process: homophilic cell-cell adhesion. Gene Ontology annotation, cellular component: plasma membrane. The record is from RefSeq and is a predicted model, not a curated record. NCBI's taxonomy places the organism in Eukaryota, Metazoa, Chordata, Mammalia, Lagomorpha, Leporidae. The transcript has a single exon. Gene Ontology annotation, molecular function: calcium ion binding.
GGCAAAGGGGAUAGGUGUCUCCAGCUGCUGUGGCCGUUUGGGGCGGGUCGGCUUCUUCCGCUUCGCAGGACCAGGCGGAGAAUUAGCGGGCGGCAGCGAUGUUCUGCAAGGUGAGAAGCCGGCUGGCAAUCUGGCGGGGGGCUACCCUUUUGUUCCUCUUCUGCCACCUGGGUUACGUUUGUGGGCAGAUCCGCUACCCGGUCCCAGAGGAGUCACAGGAAGGGACUUUUGUAGGGAAUGUCGCCCAAGAUUUCCUGCUGGAUACAGAGAGUCUGUCGGCGCGCAGGCUGCAGGUCGCCGGACAGGUGAACCAAAGACACUUCCGUGUGGAUUUGGACAGUGGAGCCCUGCUCAUCAAGAAUCCAAUCGAUCGAGAGGCACUGUGCGGGCUCAGUGCCAGCUGCAUCGUGCCCCUGGAGUUCGUCACCGAAGGGCCUCUGGAAAUGUACCGAGCCGAGGUGGAGAUCGUCGAUGUGAACGAUCACGCCCCCCGCUUCCCGCGGCAGCAGCUGGACUUGGAAAUCGGGGAGGCCGCCCCUCCAGGACAGCGUUUCCCCUUGGAGAAGGCUCAGGAUGCAGAUGUGGGGAGCAAUUCCAUCAGCAGCUACAGGCUGAGCUCCAACGAGCACUUCGCGCUGGAUGUCAAGAAGCGGAGCGACGGCAGCCUGGUCCCGGAGCUGCUGCUGGAGAAGCCGCUGGAUCGCGAGAAGCAGUCGGACUACCGCCUGGUGCUGACGGCUGUGGACGGAGGGAAUCCCCCGAGAUCCGGCACUGCGGAGCUCCGGGUGUCGGUGCUGGACGUCAACGACAACGCCCCGGCUUUCCAACAAUCCAGCUACAGGAUCAGCGUGCCGGAGAGCGCGCCCGCGGGCAUGGUGCUCAUCCAGCUCAAUGCCUCCGACCCGGACCUGGGUCCCAGCGGGAACGUCACCUUCUCCUUCAGUGGCCACACCCCUGAUCGCGUGAGAAACCUCUUCAGCCUGCACCCCACUACCGGAAAGCUUACCCUGCAGGGGCCCCUGGACUUCGAGAGCGAGAAUUACUACGAAUUUGAUGUGCGCGCCCGCGAUGGGGGCUCCCCAGCCAUGGAGCAGCACUGCAGCCUCCGGGUGGAUCUCCUGGACGUCAAUGACAACGCCCCCCACAUCACGGUGACCUCGGAGCUUGGGACUCUCCCCGAGAGCGCCGAGCCUGGCACCGUGGUGGCACUCAUCAGCGUGCAGGACCCUGACUCAGGGUCCAACGGGGACGUCAGCCUCCGUAUCCCUGACCACCUGCCUUUUGCCCUCAAGUCUGCCUUCAGGAACCAGUUCUCCCUGGUGACGGCAGGGCCCUUGGACCGAGAGGCCAAAUCCAGCUAUGACAUCAUGGUCACGGCCUCUGACGCCGGGAGCCCUCCUCUGAGUGCCCACAGGACUGUCUUCCUGAAUAUUUCAGACGUGAAUGAUAAUCCGCCUUCUUUCUUCCAGAGGUCACAGGAGGUGUUUGUCCCCGAGAACAAUCGCCCCGGGGACCUGCUUUGCUCCCUUGCAGCCUCUGACCCGGACUCUGGCUUGAAUGCGCUCAUCUCCUACUCUCUCCUGGAGCCCAGAAAUCGCGACGUGUCAGCUUCCUCCUUCAUUUCUCUGAACCCCCAGACAGGAGCCGUCCAUGCCACCCGGUCCUUUGACUAUGAGCAAACCCAGACACUGCAGUUUGAGGUGCAGGCCCGGGACCGGGGCACCCCACCCCUCAGCAGCACUGUGACGGUGCGCCUAUUUGUGCUGGACCUCAAUGACAACGCCCCAGCUGUGCUGCGCCCUCGGGCCCGGCCUGGCUCCUUAUGUCCCCAAGCACUGCCUCCAUCAGUGGGUGCCGGCCACCUCGUCACGAAGGUGACCGCUGUGGACUUGGACUCGGGCUACAAUGCUUGGGUUUCCUAUCAGCUCCUGGAGGCCCCCGACCCCAGCCUGUUUGCAGUCUCCCGCUACGCUGGGGAGGUGCGGACGGCAGUCCCCAUUCCGGCUGAUCUCCCACCACAGAAGCUGGUCAUCGUGGUGAAGGACAGCGGCAGCCCGCCGCUUUCUACCUCUGUGACUCUCCUGGUGUCCUUAGAAGAAGACACUCACCCAGUCGUCCCUGAUCUUCGAGAGUCUUCGGCGCCCAGGGAAGGAGAAUCCCGGCUGACCCUCUACUUGGCUGUCUCCCUAGUGGCAAUUUGCUUUGUCUCCUUUGGCUCCUUCGUGGCUCUCCUCUCUAAGUGUUUGCGUGGGGCUGCCUGUGGAGUGACCUGCUUUCCUGCUGGCACCUGUGCCUGUCUCAGCAGAUCCCGGAGGAGGGAGGGGCUUCCUCCUUCCAAUGGGAUCCUCCGAAUCCAGCUAGGGUCAGAUGAUCCUAUCAAGUUUGUUGAUGUGGGAGGCCACUCUCACGGCUGCACACCCCUGGCUUCUGCACCCACUCGGAGCGAUAGCUUCAUGAUGGUGAAGUCACCCAGUGCGCCUGUGGCCGGGGAGCCUGUUCGCCCCAGCUGCCCGCCCUCUGAUCUUCUCUAUGGGCUGGAGGUGAGAUCUUGCAGGCUCAGUCGAUGCUUGAGGGGUGUUGGGAUCCAGGCCUGUGUCUGGGUCAGUCGUGCCGCUGAGAGCCUUGGCCUCCCUGAAAUAGCCCACAGGGAUGUCCCUGCCAUUGUGAGUGCUAACCAUGUGGUAGAUGCUGUGCUUCAGACAUCUUUUGUGAGUUAACCAGGGAGCUGUCACAGACCCGCCGUCGGGGAUGGGCUACGCCUACCUCUGAGAGUAAGAAAUGGAAGUGAUUGGUUGGUGGUCAAGAGGCAGGCUCUGGGAACAUGUGCACAGAAUCUGAGAUCCUGGGAGGCUGAAGUACACAAAGGUGGGGUGCACAAGGCAAGCCCCUAUAUCCAGAGCGGUGUUCUGGACUCUUCUGGAAUAGGGGCAGGGUCCAGUUCCCAGGGGAUCUUAACUGCAGGUCACCAUUUCACAAUGGAUUGAGGGGAGCUAAAAACCUUUGCCCCACAUUAUCUAGUACUCCCUAGCCCACUAUGAUGGGAACUCUAUUUGACCCAUAGAAGAGUGAGAAAAAAAAAGUGGGGGUGGGCAGGCAGAGCCAAGGGAAUAAAGAGGCACAGAUCAAAGUGGUAGCUGGGAUCUUUUGGGCCAGGUCUUUAGGAAGCCCAAUCAGGUCCCUGCUGGGACUUGAACUAGAUGCAGGAGACUGGAAGCAGGGGGCACUGUCUGCUUGGGGGACAAAGCUGCCAGUGAAAUCAGUGUCAGAAAACUGGUGUACAGUUGAGGAAUUCAAAGAGACAACCAACCACUCUCACCUUAGCAGCGCUGAGCGGGGCAGGGGAUGGAGGGGAACACUUGGGCUCUGCCUCUCCCCAGAGGAAAAAAUGCCGUUGGUUCGGGAAACCUUUGAAGUCCUGCGGGAAGUUGCUGGGACAGAGCCCUGAGGACCAUGUACCACUUUGCCUCCCCUGUUGAGUGCCAUCUGAGCUGUCAAACUUCGCUGCCAAGGGGGCCGAAUGAACCUGCCGCACGAAGGGAGUGGGGCUGUGGGAGGCUUGUGUGACACACGUUGGCAGCGGCUGUUCCCAAGCUUUCCGGGACUGAGGAGACUU